This is a messenger RNA of Thermothielavioides terrestris NRRL 8126, 1077 nucleotides long. RefSeq lists its product as uncharacterized. Lineage: Eukaryota; Fungi; Ascomycota; Sordariomycetes; Sordariales; Chaetomiaceae. Bases 204 to 977 code for a protein of 257 amino acids. The transcript is spliced from 3 exons. The record is from RefSeq and is a predicted model, not a curated record.
GAGGCCGAAACCACAAACAACGGGGGUGCCGAAGGUGUGUUGCUGCCUUGCCUUUGCGAUCUAUAAGUAUCCAGCAAUUCGGCCGGUUCAUCCUCCUUGACCCUCCCAGCUCACCCUUCACAUUCAAUGUCAGAUACCCAUCAGGUUUCGCUUCGCCAUCCUCUUGAGACCAUCAACAUUUGCUCAAUCAACAAUCAAUCAGUAUGAGGUUCACGAUCCUUGCUGCCGCACUCUUCUCCGUCGGUGCCCUCGCCUCGACCCCGGACCCCAUGGAAGGCUUCAACAUCCAGAUCAUGCAAUGGCACGUCCAAGUCUUCCCGGGCGGGCCGACCAUCGUGCUCAACGGCACCGCCGAGGAGGUGCACAAGCAGCUGCUCAAGCAGAACCCGCACUGGGACAUCGACUUGGCCCGCCACGCCGUCUCCGCCCCCUCUGCUGCCUGGGAUGCCGGCGCUAAUAGCGGUGCCGGCGCCGGUGACGGCGAGAGCGAUGAUAGCGGAGCAGGCAACCACACGACGCCGACGCCGACGCCGACGUCAAGGACGAGGCACAAGAGGGCGGCUACCGCCGCUGCUGCUGCCGCUGCUGCCGCCCCCGCUCCUGCAGGCGCCGUGGUCGAGAAGCGCGCCACCUUCGAACAGGGCCACUACUUCUGCGGCGGGCGCUGGGAGUAUGCGUCCUUCUACCAGCUGAUGCUCGGCGUCCAGUACCUGCGGCGUAUCGGCGGCCCCGUGCAUCUCAACCCGGGCCCGAGCAACUGCGCGCGCGUGAGCUGCGCGUACGACGCUGCUAUUUGGGUGUGCAACGACAACCCCACUGACUGGGUCGUCGGCUCGUUCGGCGAGAUCGCCGAUGGAGCGGACAUUCUCCUGAACAACUGCGGCCAAGCUGGAAACGGCGGACAGGGUGCGGUCGCCGCCGGGCAGAUCUUCCAUCCCGACAACUGGAAUGUGAUUAUGCGCGCCGAUAGCUGCUAGACGUCUCGGGAGGUGGCCAACGAAGUUUGGCUGGGGGUGGUAGAGGAAGGGGCGGAACAGGGAAAGGCAGGAGCUGAGCGUGGGAGAAAGCGUUUUCGAU